This is a messenger RNA of Aspergillus luchuensis, 522 nucleotides long. RefSeq lists its product as uncharacterized. Lineage: Eukaryota; Fungi; Ascomycota; Eurotiomycetes; Eurotiales; Aspergillaceae. The transcript has a single exon. The record is from RefSeq and is a predicted model, not a curated record. Bases 1 to 522 code for a protein of 173 amino acids.
AUGCGCGUGGUUGCUAUUGUCAUUGCGCUCGUCUCCCUUGGUGUCCUGACAGCCGCCCAGGCCGUCCGGCGCGGAAGCCCCGAUGAAUUCACUGCCCUCGGCUGCCCCGACACCACCAAGCUGGAGGCCUCCCAGGCCGAACAGCUGGCCGCCUGGGACGACUUCACCAACUUGCUCUACACAGAGAAGCGCCUCACCGACGCCUUCACGAAAUAUGUCGCAACCGGCUACAUCAAUCAUUCGCCUCUGGUGACUGGAAAUGGCAUCGACACUACUCUGGGCGAGUUGUCCGCUAUUGUCCCCAAUGUGGACUCUCAGUUACAGCGUGCGUUUGUCGGAUGGGAUAAGGACGGCACUGCAUAUGGAACUGCUCAUACCAAAGUCAUUGGUAAUGCGACCAUGGGGAUCCCCAAUUCGGCCCUGGUGGACAUGAUCCGCAUGGUGGGGACGUGCUUGGUGGAACAUUACGACGUGCAGCAAGCUGUGGAUGGCACUGCGCCGAAUCCCAUCGCGUUCUUCUAA